Messenger RNA from Vigna angularis (adzuki bean), 737 nucleotides. RefSeq lists its product as uncharacterized. The annotation marks the transcript as partial. The transcript is spliced from 8 exons. The record is from RefSeq and is a predicted model, not a curated record. NCBI's taxonomy places the organism in Eukaryota, Viridiplantae, Streptophyta, Magnoliopsida, Fabales, Fabaceae. Gene Ontology annotation, cellular component: endoplasmic reticulum membrane. Gene Ontology annotation, biological process: GPI anchor biosynthetic process.
CACUCUUCUCUCACACUCUUCCUCAUCUCGAUUGUAGAGCUCCCGAUCGUGAUCCUUCUAUGCAGUCGAUAUCGACAAAAUCCCCAACAAUGCUCGUACCUAAGAGCUGUUGGAAGAGGUGUUCUUGGGGUGCCUGUAGGGGCAUUGUUGAAUUUUUUAGGAGCUAUCGCUUUGGGGGCGCCUGUUAAAUUUCAGUAUCUUCCUAAGACUAUAAAUUGGGCUCUCAUGAUGUCGGUAUUCACGACAGUUCCAGCAUCAUGUGUUCUUGGUUCAUCAUGGGCUGAUUGGAGACGUAUAUUUGCUCAAACAAAGCCAAAUGGAUCCAUAGAGUACUUGAUUUGUUUACCAGCUCAUGGAGCAGUUAUUGGGGCUUGGUUUGGGGCUUGGCCAAUGCCACUUGACUGGGAGAGGCCAUGGCAGGAAUGGCCAAUUUCUGUUAGCUACGGAACCAUAGCUGGGUACCUGGUGGCAUUGGUUGCGUCGUUGGGGUUCGUUCUUUCGUGUUUUAGGUCACUACAUAUCAAAAGUGAAUAAAAUGCAAAGUUUCUGGUUAUUGUAAUUGGUAAGCAACUUUACUAACAUCUAUUUCAUUUGUUUUACUUUGUUGAAAUAAUAGGCACAAGGUAGAAAAGAAGGAAAGAAAAAGUAAGACUGUUAAUAAUAUAUUGAUAAUGUGAUUGAUGUCAUGUUGAACAUUGAUAUUCGUGAAUUAACAUGCGAUGAGUAUCUUGUGUUUA